This is a messenger RNA of Propithecus coquereli (Coquerel's sifaka), 4804 nucleotides long. Its product is annotated as protein Daple-like. The annotation marks the transcript as partial. Lineage: Eukaryota; Metazoa; Chordata; Mammalia; Primates; Indriidae. Gene Ontology annotation, biological process: cytoskeleton-dependent intracellular transport; cytoplasmic microtubule organization. Gene Ontology annotation, molecular function: dynein light intermediate chain binding; microtubule binding. Gene Ontology annotation, cellular component: cytoplasm; centrosome. The transcript has 18 exons. The record is from RefSeq and is a predicted model, not a curated record.
CCUCCAGGAAGUCGUUCGUGUUCGAGCUGAACGAGUGCGCCUCCAGCCGCAUCCUCAAGCUGGAGAAGGAGAACCAGAGCCUGCAGAGCACCAUCCAGGGGCUGCGGGACGCGUCCCUGUCGCUGGAAGAGAGCAGCCUCAAGUGCGGGGAGCUGGAGAAGGAGAACCAGCAGCUCAGUAAGAAGAUCGAGAAGCUACAGACCCAGCUGGAGAGAGAGAAGCAGAGCAACCAGGAUUUGGAGACCCUCAGCGAGGAGCUGAUCAAAGAGAAGGAGCAGCUACAGAGCGACAUGGAGGCCCUGAAGGCCAACAGGGCCCAGCAGAUCAAGGACCUUGAGCAAGAAAAGGACCACCUCAACCGAGCGGUGUGGUCGCUGCGGGAGAGGUCACAGGUCAGCAGCGAGGCCCGCGUGAAAGACGUGGAGAAGGAGAACAAAGCCCUCCACCAGACGGUGACAGAGGCCAGCAGCAAACUCAGCCAGCUGGAGUUCGAGAAGCAGCAGCUGCACAAGGACUUGGAGCAGGCCAGGGAGAAGGGGCAGCGGGCAGAGAAGCUGGAGGGGGAGCUGCAGCGGCUGCAGGAGGAGAACGCGCAGCUGGCCAGCAAGGUGACCUCCCUGGAGACGGCCACCGAGAAAGCCACGGCCCUGGAGCACGAGAGCCAGGGCCUGCAGCUGGAGAACCGGACGCUGAGGAAGUCUCUGGACACCUUGCAGAACGUGUCGGUGCAGCUCGAGGACCUGGAGCGCGACAACAAACAGCUGGACGCAGAGAACCUGGAGCUGCGCAAGAUGGUGGAGGCCAUGCGCUUUACCAGCGCCAAGAUGGCGCAGAUCGAGAGGGAGAACCAGCAGCUGGAGCGCGAGAAGGAGGAGCUGAGGAAGAACGUGGAGCUACUGAAGGCACUGGGCAAGAAGUCGGAGCGCCUGGAGCUCAGCUACCAGAGCGUGAGCGCCGAGAACCUGCGGCUGCAGCAGAGCCUGGAGAGCAGCGGCCGCAGGUCGCAGGCCCUGGAGAGCGAGCUGGGCGAGCUGGAGGCCGAGCACCAGGCCCUGCGCCGGGACCUGGAGGCCCUCCGGCUGGCCGGCGUGCAGCUGGAGCGGGCCGAGAGGGACAAGAAGGCCCUGGAGCAGGAGGUGGCCCAGCUCGAGAAGGACAAGAAGCUGCUGGAGAAGGAGGCCAAGCGGCUGUGGCAGCAGGUGGAGCUGAAGGACGCCGUCUUGGACGACAGCACCGCCAAGCUGUCCGCCGCCGAGAAGGAGAGCCGCGCGCUGGACCGCGAGCUGGCCCGCUGCAGGGACGCGGCCGGCAAGCUGAAGGAGCUGGAGAAGGACAACAGGGACCUCACCAAGCAGGUCAUCGUGCACACGAGGACGCUGACCACCCUGCGGGAGGACCUGGUGCUGGAGAAGUUGAAGAGCCAGCAGCUGAGCGGUGAGCUGGACAAACUGGGCCAGGAGCUGGAGAAGGUCGGCCUCAGCAAGGAGCUGCUGCUGCAGGACGACAACAGCAACGGUGACACAAAGUACAAGAUUUUGGAGGGCAGAAAUGAAUCAGCACUGAAAACAACACUGGCCAUGAAAGAAGAAAAGAUUGUGUUCUUGGAAGCGCAGAUGGAAGAGAAAGUGAGCCUGAACCACCAGUUACAGAACGAGCUCCAGACGCUGAAGAAGGAGUGUGAGACCCUCAGGCAGAGCCAGGAAGAGGGGAAGCUCCUGCAGAACUCUUUCAAACACCCCGUGGGGAAGACGGUCGCCGGCAGCCAGGGGAAGGAGACCUGGGGGCCCAGCCACAAGGAAGCCACGAUGGAGCUGCUCCGAGUGAAGGACCGGGCCAUCGAGCUGGAGAGGAACAACGCGGCUCUGCAAGCCGAGAAGCAGCUGCUCAAGGAACAGCUACAGCACUUGGAGACCCAGAAUGUGGCCUUCAGCAGUCAGAUCCUGACGCUGCAGAAACAGAGCGCCUUCCUGCAGGAGCACAACACCACGCUGCAGACACAGACAGCCAAGCUGCAGGUGGAGAACUCCACUCUGAGCUCCCAGAGCGCCGCGCUCACCGCACAGUACACGCUGCUGCAGAACCAGCAGACGGCCAAGGAGAAUGAGAACGAGAACCUGCAGAAGCAGCAGGAGCAGCUGACGGCGGCCUACGAGGCCCUGCUCCAGGACCACGAGCACCUGGGCACACUGCACGAGCGGCAGUCGGCCGAGUACGAGGCCCUCAUCCGCCAGCACAGCUGCCUGAAGACGCUGCACCGGAACCUGGAGCUGGAACACAAGGAGCUGGGGGAGAGGCACGGCGACAUGCUGAAGCACAAGGCGGAGCUGGAGGAGCUGGAGAAGGUCUUGACCGCCGAGCGGGAGGCUCUGCAGCAGGAGCAGAGGACGAACGCCAUCGCCGCGGGCGAGAACCAGAGGCUGCGGGGGGAACUAGACAGGGUCAGCUUCCUGCACCACCAGCUGAAGGGGGAGUAUGAGGAGCUGCACGCCCACACCAAGGAGCUGAAAACCUCGCUCAACAACGCGCAGCUGGAGCUGAACCGCUGGCAGGCCCGGUUCGACGAGCUGAAGGAGCAGCACCAGAGCAUGGACAUCUCGCUGACCAAGCUGGACAACCACUGCGAGCUGCUCUCCCGGCUCAAGGGGAACUUGGAGGAAGAAAAUCAUCACCUCUUGAGCCAGAUCCAGCUGCUGAGCCAGCAGAACCAGAUGCUUCUGGAGCAGAACAUGGAGAACAAGGAGCAGUACCAUGAGGAGCAGAAGCAGUACAUAGACAAAUUAAAUGCCUUACGACGACAUAAGGAAAAACUGGAAGAAAAAAUCAUGGAUCAGUACAAGUUCUAUGAUCCUGCUCCAAAGAAGAAGAACCACUGGAUUGGAGCCAAAGCGUUAGUCAAACUCAUCAAACCAAAGAAAGAGGGUUCCAGAGAACGGUUGAAGUCGACCACAGACAGCCCCCCCUGGCAGCUGGAGUCCUCAGACCCCACCUCACCAUCGACCUCUCAGCCUCUCAGACCACAGCCGGAGAACCCCGACACCCCCCCACCGGGCCCGAGCUGUGCGGAAGAGCGCGACGCCCACAGCGGGCCUGUGGGAAAAGGCCCUGGGGAUCUAAAGCCAAAGCGAGGGUCCCCGCGUGGAGGCAGCCUUGACCGCACAGAUGCUUCCACUGACCCGGCCGUGAAGUCCUGGCCCUCGGAGCUGGGCUCCCGGACCUGCUCAGCCUCAGCCCCCACCACCGUCCCUUCCAGCUCCACCCCCCUCGCCCGGCACCCAGGCCGCACCAAAGGCUGUAAUUCGGAUGACAACCUCUGUGAGCCGUCCCUGGAGCUCGAGUUCAGCAGCCACAGGCAGUACGUGUCCCGGCCGAGCAGUUUGGAGAGCAGUAGAAACACAUCCAGCAACAGCUCACCUCUUAACCUGAAAGGUUCCUCUGACCAGCUCCACGGACGGUCCGAGAGCUUCAGCAGCGAAGACCUGAUCCCCAGCAGGGACCCGGCCACUGUGCCCCGGGACACCAGCACCCCAGGACGCAGCACCCUUGGCCGCCAUGAGUACCCCCCGCCCCGGAAUGGGCCUCUCCCCCAGGAGGGUGCCCAGAAGAGGGGUGCAGCCCCUUCCCAGGCGGGGGUGCGACCCUGCUCUGCCUCCCCCAGCAGUGAGAUGGUCACCUUGGAGGAGUUCCUAGAGGAGAGCAACCGGAGCUCCCCCACCCACGACACUCCGAGCUGCCGGGACGACCUGCUCAGUGACUACUUCCGAAAGGCCAGUGACCCCCCGGCCAUCGGAGGCCAGCCAGGACCACCGAGCAGGAAAGACGGGGCCAAGAUGCCCACCAGCCUCGUGGCCCCCAUCAAGAUGGCCGUCAGCACCCCCGAGGGGAGGCUGCUGAAGCCAGGGCAGUGUGUGAAGCCAAACUUCAGACCGGCUGAGGCCGAAACCCCACCCACUGUGCCCCCGAGACAGGCCCAGCCUCCCCAGAGCCUGUCUCUGGGCAGACCCCGGCAAGCCACCAUGUCCCCAGCUUCCCACACGCCCCCUGGCCGGAGUGCUUCCCUGAGCCGGGCCUUCAGCCUGGCCUCGGCUGACCUCCUCCGGGCCAGCGGGCCAGAGGCCUGCAAACAGGAGUUGCCUCAGAAGCCGGGGGUUCCUGAGGUCUCGGGGGGCAGAGAGAUAAGCAGCCACACCCUGCAAAGCUCCACGCCCCCCGGCUCCCAUAGCCUGGCCCGGGAGCGGACCCCACUGGUGGGAAAGGCUGGCAGCUCCUCGCAAGGGCCAGGCCCCCGCAGCCGGCCACUGGACACGAGGCGCUUCUCGCUGGCUCCGCCGAAGGAGGAGAGGCUGGUCCCCCUGCAGCAGUCCGCCACUGUCCCCGCCAUUGCUACUGUCAGCAGCGGCGGUGGCAGCAGCUCCCAGCACUUCUCACCUGCUGCAGCCCCGGCUGCCAGGACCAAGUCCAAAACGCCCCCACACUCUGGGGAGAUGGCCACCAUCGCCCCUGUCCGGGCAGGGCUCAGCCUCGCAGAGGGAGACGGGGGCCCAGCACAGAGCUACAUAGAGGGGCUCCCGGCCAAGAGCCCAGGAAGGUCCCCCGACUCGGCUCCCCACGCCAGCCGGGGCCCCGAGGACUGCAGUCGGGGCAGCAGCUCAAAGAGCACACCGGCGUCCCCGGAGCCGGGUGGGGACCAGCAGACGGUGUGGUACGAGUAUGGCUGCGUGUGACUCAUCUUGUGGACCGGCAGCUCCCGAGUCCUCACACUACUGACACGCCCUCUGAUUCCGCCGCCUCUUCUGCAUGCGCCUGC